Messenger RNA from Phragmites australis (common reed), 1298 nucleotides. RefSeq names its product probable WRKY transcription factor 41. The record is from RefSeq and is a predicted model, not a curated record. Lineage: Eukaryota; Viridiplantae; Streptophyta; Magnoliopsida; Poales; Poaceae. Bases 96 to 764 code for a protein of 222 amino acids. Gene Ontology annotation, molecular function: sequence-specific DNA binding; DNA-binding transcription factor activity. The transcript is spliced from 3 exons. Gene Ontology annotation, biological process: regulation of DNA-templated transcription.
GUCGUAGAGAAGAGGCCGGGUUCCCCGAAGAAACGUCUCCUCCCUCCCCCUUCAGUUCAACCUCUCUCGGCUUCUCUACCUGCCUCAUCCUCUCCAUGGCUCUCGACUCUGUUCCUCCUUAUCCCAGCGACUUUGGAUCCAGCCGGGCUGUCCGAACCCAACAAAGAAUCAGGAAGGACGAGCGCACCUGGACGACGGAUACGUAUGCGCCGUACGACGACGGGCACCAGUGGAGGAAGUACGGCGAGAAGAAGCUCUCCAACUCCAACUUCCCAAGGUUCUAUUACAGAUGCACCUACAAGAACGACAUGAAGUGCCGUGCCACAAAACAAGUCCAGCAGAAGGACACCAGUGAUCCGCCAUUGUUCUCCGUCACUUAUUUUAACCAUCACACCUGCAGUACCAGCUCAAAUCCCAUAGGAAGCACUAGAGACAUUGCUGCACAGUCAUCUUCGAAGAAGGCGGUAUCAAUCUGCUUCAGCCCGCGCACCACCAGUGAGCAGCCCACAUUCCUGACAUCCUCGGCUACACCAUGGUCGCCGAGCAUACAUUCUUACAGAGCCAACCAACAGCCUGACAGGAGCGCCUAUGCCAACCAGUUCCAGUUGAUAAGCACAUCGUCUCCCACAAGUAAUGGUCCUGUUAAGAUGGAGGUAGAUGAUUUUGCACCAGCAAGCCCUUCAUCCAGUGGCACCGGUGCUCUGUCGCGGACAUUGCUACCGAUCGGCCAGUCUAGAUGCAUCGAGUACUUCCAUUUCUUGUGAUGAUUUAGAGGCAAGAAGAAGCAGAUAUGCUAGGAAGCUCGUGGUGCCUGUUUCAAGAGCCAAGUGAAAGUUUUAUCUGGAGCUGGAGGCGAUAUUAUAUUGCUGUCCCGGCCUUAACCACAGGGACUCAACCUACUGAUCCCCAUAGAGAUAUUACUGCCUUAUUCCUUACUGAUUCAAGCCACAUUUUUGUGCUUGAGUAAUUUGAAGAAUGAGAUUAAGUUUCUUUAUCGAGUAGAGGAUACAAACAAAAGGUUCUUGAGGUUGUACCUAUUGUUUGCUUACAGAUGAUAUGCCUAGUCUUGAUAGCAGAUUCCCCUGGUCACUCUGCUACUACUCGAGUACUGCAUGGAUUCUACAAUCCUUUUCUUUUUCCCUUUUCUUGAGAUGUGUACAGGUUGGUUUGUCUUAGUAACAAACACGGUUUAAUUCAAGUUUGGUGCUUGAAUGUGAAUCGAUGGCAACUACUAAUUGAAGUUUUACUAGUUAAGUGUCUGUGUGUUGCAAUAAAAAUAUAAAUUUUGGACGUGGUAA